Molecule: messenger RNA, 1316 nt
Organism: Daphnia magna
Lineage: Eukaryota; Metazoa; Arthropoda; Branchiopoda; Diplostraca; Daphniidae
Exons: 7
Coding region: 228-620 (130 amino acids)
Source: RefSeq, a predicted model, not a curated record
AUCCAGCAUGCAAAAAAGUUAAUGACGGUCGUCAGUGCAGACAAUUUUGACAGUUAUGUGAUUGAGGGCUUUAAUGGAAUCUAAAACUUGUAUCUCAACUUUAUCUGCAGAAGACCUGCGGUUGCAUCUCCUGUCGACUAACAAACUGCCGGCUGGAAUUCCAGAAAAAUUGCUAGUUAUAGUUAAAGGCAAUUAUUCUCAACUGACAAGUCACUUGAAACUUUUUCAUGGCUUCCUGGCCUCAUGUAAAGAAAAAUGCCGACUACAUCUUCAAUGAAGUCGAAUGCCAGUUUAAGGUUGAAUGGUUGAAGAGUCAUCCGCCUGGAGGAGAUAAUGACACAGUCAUCAUUGAGUACAGCAAGGCGACUUUUGGGUAUCGCCAAAAAGAAAUCAAACAAACUCUGACUGAACCUGGUCUCAUCAUGAAAGAAUAUCCCCGCUUCAAGGACUUCCAAAAUGGAUCUCUGGUAGAAUUUCAGUUACUCUAUCCCGAUGCCAAGAACUUCGAAAAAGUCUUUAAAGAAAAAUUCUUAUUUAAAAUAUUGGCUCUGGCUAAUAAAAAAACAUUGACAUUCCUGACUGCCCUGACGAAUGUCUUAAGGCCGUUUUCGUGUUACUAAAGCUGACUCCAAGCAUCGUUAAACUCCGAAAAGUUAAUUUUCGUUUGAUUACGGAACGACUGAUAGUCUUUUUAAAGGAUAAUGCUGACUUGAUUCAAUUAAGCGAAACGCGAGACCCUCAUUUGAAGCAGCCAUUCAUCUGCUGCAUGGGAACGAUGGAAACUCCUACAAACUUCUGGAUUGUUAUCGAUCGUGAUAUAAUACUGUGUGGUAACGACUUUGCAACUGCUUUCGUUAACUUGUUUUGCUCGUUUUAUGCAUUUAAUUUAAAUUUCCCUCAGUAUUUGGAAUCAUUUUAUGGAUUUUUUGAGGAAUGCGUUUUCGAUAUUAAAAUUCCUUCUCCCUCAGUAACAGCCUUUAGAGCAUCCCUAGAAUGUUUAAGAGACCUACAAGGCUAAAUUGCAAUGCUAACACAAUCGAGCUUAAAAGUGAAUGGCGCCCACUUUUAUAAAAGUGGGCGCUUUCAAGCUUAUAAGCUUGAUUGUGUCAUCAUGUGCAAUGAUGUUUAUUUUUAAGUUGAGGUGUUCCAAAAAUGCAAAUACUGUUGUCUUAUUUUGUUCUCCUGUUCUUUAUAAUAACAAACUGGGUUUUUUAUGAUAAAAAAUUUGUUGUAUUUGUAUAAAUGUUGUCUUGCACCGUUGUAGUAUGCUCCUUCCCAUGGCCUAAUCUCAGAUGAAUACAGACUUCUGAAAGACA